This is a messenger RNA of Wyeomyia smithii (pitcher-plant mosquito), 830 nucleotides long. RefSeq lists its product as uncharacterized. The transcript has 2 exons. Bases 87 to 701 code for a protein of 204 amino acids. The record is from RefSeq and is a predicted model, not a curated record. Lineage: Eukaryota; Metazoa; Arthropoda; Insecta; Diptera; Culicidae.
CUGAUGAAUGUUCAGCAAGUGUUCUGCUAAGAAUAAAAACCUUUGACUUGCGAAAAGCUAGCGCUAGUACUGAGUAGUAUUUGAAAAUGGUCCAUUCAUUCAGGCUAGUUAUAGCUAUCCUUGUGCACUUAUUCACGGUCCAGCUGAAUGCACAGGAACAACCAGACAUCCAGAUACCAAAUUUGAAUGGUGAUUUUAAUGAAAAUGUAUCUGUAGAACCCGCUCCCAUUCCGGACCAGCUUCCAAGUCAACCUUCAGAGCAGCUUCCGACCCAUUACCCAAACUUACCCCCCGAAUGUGUGCCCCCAACAUCCACAAGGCCUGUCCAGUGUCCUCCGGUGGAGAUUCAACCUUCCUACAGGCCCUACGUAAUACCAACCCAACCAACGCCGCCACCAGUGGCCAAACCUGCAUUGACAGACAACUGCACACCCGUGGAAACGACAGGACCCCCAGCUUGUUACGCCCACGGGCCGUUAUUAACACCAUCGCUGCUACCGAAACCACCCCGACCAGAUGUGACUAGCGUUGGUAGCAUAGGUUGCGACGAGGUUAUCGGCUACAUGAUGGGACUGCAACGAUUCUACGACCGUAAAUGCCAACGGAUGGGUGACAAGUGUCCGGCUAACUACCAGUACGCUAUCAACUGGUUCAACGCGGUUGUCAACGAUAUGGCCACUCGGUGCAAUGCUGCUUGUUGAGUUGCGUAUCGCCGAGAUUGUCUUGUCGUUAUUGUAGUUAGGAAGUUUAGGCACUUCAAACAGAUGUAUAAAGCGAUCUGCUAACGAUCAACCAAAUUCAUCCGGAUCAAAAUAAAUUCAUAAACCCUA